GGGAAAGCAAGCAGGAGGACAGGUGAGACAGCAGGACAGGACGGAGCAGGGCCCCAAGCCCCCGGGCCUGGCAGGAGACGCGCUUCUCCUCAUACCCGGUGCCCCAGCAGCUCCAGCCAGUGGACCCGACGGCCAAGAGGAGAAGAUGGGGAGCCCUGAGGAUGACCUGAUUGGGAUUCCAUUCCCAGACCACAGCAGUGAGCUCCUGAGCUGCCUCAAUGAGCAGCGCCAACUGGGCCACCUCUGUGACCUCACCAUCCGGACGCAGGGCCUCGAGUACCGAACCCACCGAGCUGUGUUGGCUGCUUGCAGCCACUACUUCAAGAAACUCUUCACUGAGGGUGGUGGUGGGAUGGGCGUGGGGGCUGGGGGCGGUGGGACGGCUGCUGGAGGAGCAGGGGCUGGGGUGUGUGAGCUGGACUUUGUGGGGCCAGAGGCGCUGGGUGCCCUGCUCGAGUUUGCCUACACAGCCACACUGACCACCAGCAGCGCCAACAUGCCGGCUGUACUCCAGGCCGCCCGGCUGCUGGAGAUCCCAUGUGUCAUCGCUGCCUGCAUGGAGAUUCUGCAGGGCAGUGGGCUGGAAGCCCCCAGCCCUGAUGAGGAUGACUGCGAGCGAGCCCGCCAGUACCUGGAGGCCUUCGCCACGGCCACGGCCUCCGGAGUGCCCAAUGGUGAGGACAGCCCUCCACAGGCGCCCCUCCCACCACCACCUCCACCACCACCUCGGCCUGUUGCCCGCCGCAGCCGCAAGCCCCAAAAAGCCUUCCUGCAGACCAAGGGGGCCAGGGCAAACCAUCUGCUUCCCGAGGUGCCGGCAGUGCCCACUCAUCCCUUGACUUACGAAGAGGAGGAGAUGGCAGGCAGAGUGGCCAGCAGUGGUGGCUGUGGGCUGGGGGACAGCUACAGCCCUCCCACAGGGACAGCCUCACCCCCUGAGGGGCCCCUGAGCUACGAGGGCUAUGAGGGUGAGGAAGAAGAGGAGGAGCUGGGCUAUCCCCCGGCCUAUGGGCUGGCCCAGGGCAGCGGGCCCCCACUGUCCCCAGAGGAGCUGGGCUCAGAUGAGGACGCCAUCGAUCCCGACCUGAUGGCCUACCUAAGCUCCCUGCACCAGGACGCCCUGACACCAGGCCUGGAUGGCCAGGACAAGCUGGUGCGCAAACGCCGCUCCCAGAUGCCCCAGGAGUGCCCGGUCUGCCACAAGAUCAUCCACGGGGCAGGCAAACUGCCACGCCACAUGAGGACCCAUACGGGCGAGAAGCCCUUUGCUUGUGAGGUCUGCGGCGUCCGCUUCACCCGGAACGACAAACUGAAGAUCCAUAUGCGGAAGCACACGGGAGAGCGCCCCUACUCAUGCCCACAUUGCCCAGCCCGCUUCCUGCACAGCUACGACCUCAAGAACCACAUGCACCUGCACACGGGGGACCGGCCCUACGAGUGCCACCUGUGCCACAAGGCUUUCGCCAAGGAGGACCACCUGCAGCGCCACCUCAAGGGCCAGAACUGCCUGGAGGUGCGCACCCGGCGGCGCCGCAAGGACGAUGCGCCACCCCACUACCCGCCGCCCUCGACUGCCACCCCCUCCCCCGCCAGCCUCGACCUCUCCAAUGGCCACCUGGACACCUUCCGCCUCUCCCUGGCUCGAUUCUGGGAGCAAUCAGCCCCCACCGGGCCCCAGGUUUCCACCCCGGGGCCCCCUGAUGAUGAUGAAGAGGAGGGGGCGCCCACCACGCCCCAGGCUGAGGGUGCCAUGGAGUCCUCUUAAAAGAGGGACAAGUGGCCAGCCUGGAGCAGCACAAGGCCGGGGACACCCAUGCCAAGCAGUGGGAGCAUACAGGACAGAGCUGGGGCUGGGGCACUGAGCCUUGCUGGCGUCAGCAUCACGCCCCCGCGGAGCCCUCAUUCCAGUUCCAAGCUGAGUUUUCCAGGCAGAGGCUCCCCAAAUUGGGGUUAUCCCCCAAGGAAUGAUACAUAUGAUAUUAUGUAUAUAUUUACAGCUCUAUUGUAAAGUGGGGUCCCUGUCCCCAGCUGCUCCUGGGGAGUAGAAGCAAUAAUGUAUUUCUGAUUUGUGGGGUCCCUUUUCGGCUAUGCGGGUUUCUAGGGGGUGGGAGGCUUGGGACCAAAACCUUGCCCCACCCCACAUCCCCUGGGGCUUUUGGCUGUGUAGGGGGGUGAAGGACUGGCCCUCCCUUCCAAGCCCCCUCCUCCCUGGUUUCUGUUCUCUUUUCCUGGCAGUGAAUUAUGCAAAGGGGGGCCAGCAAAGGAAGGGUAGGUGGGGGAAAGCAAGGUGGCAGCUUGAAAGACCGGGGGUACUGGGCCUGUAAGGAAGGAGCCAUCCCAGUACCCCUCCGCCCUGCUCCCAGCGCUGAGUCAUGGGGUCCUGAAGAAGAAGGGGGCGGGGUGGCCUGAUUGGCUCGCCCGCCCCUGGGGGCAGCCGGAGUGGCCCCGCCCGGCCAGGGAGCCGCUCCGCUCCCCUCCCCUCCAGCGUCCCGGGGCAGGGAAUGUCUUGUUCCCGCCGCUCCCUCCCGGGGCCAGAGGGCAGGGCGGGCCGGGCUGCGUCCUACCCUCUUCUCCUCCCCCCACCCCAUCUCCUCCCCGCCCAGGUGCGAGCCGGAGCCGCCGCCACCGCGGCCGCCUCUGACUCACGCCGCCCCCGGGCUGGCGCGGCGCGGGGUGUGGGACGGAGUGGGGCUGGGGGGAGCCCUGCGGAGAGCGGGCGAGCCGGCGCCAUCUGGCGGUCAUGUUUUGAGCGGGCGCGCGCCCCCGGCGGCCACCUCGAGUGAUCUGGCCUCAGUCAUCUAAGCACCCCAGCUGGUGAGCGGGCGCCCCCUUGCCAAGGCAGUGGGCAAGUCACUUGUCACUUGGCCGCUGGGAAAGUGGGCUGCGGACCUGUGAGAAAGGGGUCCCUCUCCCAGACCCUUGCCAGCCCGGGUUUCCUGUUGGGUAGGGGAGAAUAAUUACUUCACACUUCCCUUAGGAUUGAAUCCACCCCGUUCUGUACAUAGCCUCUUCUGUUGGUCCUGUUGAAAUCUAGUUUCAGAUUUUUAACUUCCCUAUUCUGCUGGGGGUGGGGGGUAUCUCCCCUCCCCCCUUCCUCGCUGGGUGCUGGACCCCCAUUGCGGCCUGGGCUCUGCCUUGCACUAUUUCCCCUCCCUGGCCUGGCGGCCCCUACUCCUCCUUAAAAGGGGCAGGUUCAGGGGCCCGGUGCUCUCCUCCUGUCCAUGCACCCCCAUGCCCAUUUGCACAGCUGCCCAGGUACCCCCAACAGUUGGGGGGAUGGUCACAGGGAGGGGGUAGUGGGACCAGUCCCUGAUCUAUUUAAAGAGUGAUGAUGUAAUAUAUUGGGGGGGGUCAGGUUGCUCUGGGCCUCAUCUUAGCAUUUCAGGUGAUGGGUGGAGCCCAGGACUGGGAGACCUGGGGCGUAGCCCCAGGGUGUGGGGACAUUGUGGCCUCCCCUCCCCACCAUGCCGCUUUUCCAGUCAGUGCCUUAGGAGGGGAGGCAGUACCCCCUCUCCUGUCCCCCCCCCCCCACCUCGGGUGUAAACGACAGGAAGAAAUAAUAAUAAUUUAAGAUUCA
Messenger RNA from Choloepus didactylus (southern two-toed sloth), 3577 nucleotides. RefSeq names its product zinc finger and BTB domain containing 7B (gene ZBTB7B). Bases 146 to 1765 code for a protein of 539 amino acids. Gene Ontology annotation, molecular function: protein binding; DNA-binding transcription factor activity, RNA polymerase II-specific; RNA polymerase II cis-regulatory region sequence-specific DNA binding. The transcript is spliced from 4 exons. Gene Ontology annotation, biological process: positive regulation of gene expression; regulation of transcription by RNA polymerase II. NCBI's taxonomy places the organism in Eukaryota, Metazoa, Chordata, Mammalia, Pilosa, Megalonychidae. The record is from RefSeq and is a predicted model, not a curated record.